Messenger RNA from Hyaloscypha bicolor E, 1644 nucleotides. Its product is annotated as DnaJ-domain-containing protein. The record is from RefSeq and is a predicted model, not a curated record. Gene Ontology annotation, cellular component: cytoplasm. Lineage: Eukaryota; Fungi; Ascomycota; Leotiomycetes; Helotiales; Hyaloscyphaceae. The coding region runs from base 1 to 1644 and encodes 547 amino acids. Gene Ontology annotation, molecular function: nucleic acid binding; zinc ion binding. The transcript has 3 exons.
AUGGGCGCGGAGCAGUCUUCUGGGCGCGGUUCAAAUGCCCAAGCCAGUGACGUUGUUAAGAGAUGCUAUUAUGAAGUGCUGGGCGUGGAACGCUCUGCAACUGGUGAUGAGAUAAAAAAGGCCUAUAGGAGGAAAGCACUCGAGCUUCAUCCUGACCGCAAUUACGGAGAUGUUGAGGCUGCCACUACAAAGUUCGCCGAAGUCCAGUCCGCCUACGAAGUUCUUUCAGAUCCUCAAGAGAGAGCCUGGUAUGACUCCCACCGCGACUCUAUUCUACGGGGGGACAGCGGGCCAACAGAAGACCAUUUCGAACACAACGUGCGACUCACCAGCUCUGCAGAUAUUGUGAGGUUGAUCGGCAGAUUCAACGCAAGUGCUCCUCUCACAGAUGCGCCCAAUGGAUUUUAUGGAAUACUUCGAGAGACGUUUGCGCGACUUGCCAAGGAGGAGGAAGCAGCCUGCGAUUGGGAAGGACUCGAGGUUACAGACUAUCCGGAUUUUGGGACGGCUGUUGAGGACUACGAAGAGGUCGUCAAGCCUUUUUACAGAGUCUGGAUAAAUUUUACCACGAAGAAAACCUUUUCAUGGAAAGAUGCCUAUAGAUCAGCAGACGCCCCGGACCGAGCAACGCGAAGACUUGUGGAUAAGGAAAACAAGAGAUUGCGGGAUGAGGGGAUUCGAGAGUUCAACGACGCCGUGCGGUCACUGGUUGCUUUUGUAAGAAAGAGAGAUCCACGAUAUAUUCCCAAUUCCCAGUCCGAGGCAGAUCGCCAAAGGCUCCUUCGAGAAGCUGCUGCUGCACAGGCGGCACGAUCGAGAGCCGCCAAUCAAGCCAAGCUAAAGGAGCACAUAACACCUGCCUGGGCACAGACACAGCAGGCCGAGGAUGAUGGUCAGUUCUCUGAAUCGGAGGAGUCGGAAGUAGAGCAUAUUGAAUGCGUUGUCUGUGGCAAGACUUUCAAGAGCGAAAAGCAAUAUGAGACUCACGAGAAAAGUAAGAAGCACAUCAAGGCAGUGCAACAGCUUCAGAGGGAGAUGCGAAAGGAAAAUGAGAGGUUAAACCUUGAUAACUUAUCCAGUGGCCAACUUAAUAACACUGCCUCUCGGCCUGACAGUUUAGAUAAUAACCAGGAAGAAACCAAGAAGGACACGAAAGCACCCUCUUCUGACCACCUGCCGAAUGGUGCUUCGGACGGUCAAGGCGAAGGUCACAGUGCUAUGAAUACUACUGCAGAAACAAUCUCAGAACAGGAACAUAAAGUUCAGGUUGAAUCUGCUUCUGAUAAUUCUGAUCCUCCCGAUGUGGACGAAUACGCAUCCAGACAAGACAUCGAGAGUCGACGCUUUAGCUCAAUCUUCGGGAAACUUGCACAGGGAAGCCUCGAUGAUUCAACUGCAGCCACAUCAGCCGCCAGUGAUGGUGAUGGCAGCCAAAAGCUUGGGAAAGCCAAAUUGAAGCGUGCGAAGAAAAAGGCUAGGCAAGAACAAGAAGACCAAGAAAGCCAAGAGGCAAGAAUAUUUUUCAGAUGUGCAGCUUGUAAUGAGCCGUUCACUUCCAAGACAAUGCUCUUCAGGCAUAUCAAAGAAUUCGAUCACGCUCAGCCUGUGGCCCAGGCCGCGAACGGCAGGAACAAAAAGCGGUAG